Mangifera indica (mango) is the source of this 1972-nucleotide messenger RNA. RefSeq lists its product as uncharacterized. The transcript is spliced from 2 exons. The record is from RefSeq and is a predicted model, not a curated record. NCBI's taxonomy places the organism in Eukaryota, Viridiplantae, Streptophyta, Magnoliopsida, Sapindales, Anacardiaceae. The coding region runs from base 101 to 1972 and encodes 623 amino acids.
CCAAACUCUCACUUUGACAAGUUUCACUACUUCUAUCGAUCAAGUUGUUGAUUCAAGUUAAUCUUCCUCCAUUUACUGAACAAAUCUUCUGAGGAAGGCCAUGGGGUUGUCUGUAAGCGGAGCCAUAAAACUUUUCAAUGGAUACGAAGCUCGUGUGAUGAUUUUACUAAGCCUUUCUCUACAAAUCAUCCUCAUCAUAUUUGGUUCUCGACGAAAAUUUGCAAAAACUUAUUGGAUUAAUCUUCUUGUUUGGUUAACAUACUUGGCAGCAGAUUUGGUGGCAACAGCUGCCCUGGGCAUCCUUUCCCAUGGCGUUGGAUCUGAUAAUAAAUCCUCAAAGGAAAUCCAAGCAUUUUGGGCACCAUUUCUUCUCUUACAUCUUGGUGGCCCAGAUACUAUCACAGCUUACUCUUUGGAAGAUAAUGAGUUGUGGUUUAGACAUUUGCUUGGGCUUGUUUUCCAAGUUGGAGUGGCGUUUUACAUCUUUGUCCAAUACUGGACAAGCAAUGUGUUGACAUUUAUCGGGAUUUCAAUGUUUAUCACUGGAAUUAUCAAGUAUGGAGAGAGGACUUUGGUGCUGAGGUCUUCAAGUGCUGAACAACUUACAGAUCUAAAUUCAUCAGGGAUUGGUGAUUUACUAUGUGGAUUCCCAAAGAAAAACGAUCUUGAAAACGCUUAUUUUCUAUUCGAAAGAUUUAGGUAUCUUUUUGCAGGGUUUAUUCUUGACCGUGUUGAUGGAAUCAUAUCGUACCGCAUCUUUUAUGGAAAGUGCACACAACAAGCAUUCACAUUGUUAGAAAUUGAACUUGGAUUCAUGUUCGAUGUGCUCUACUCCAAAGCCUCCAUUCUUUAUACCAAAUUUGGUAUGGUUCUUCGUUGCAUCUGCCUCUUUUCCCAUAUUUCCAUAUUAGUUGUCUUCCAAACCAUGAUUCAUAAAUCUGUCUAUCCACCAAUCGACGUCUUUAUAACUUAUGCACUCAUCUUUGGGGCUAUAGCUCUAGAGGCGUAUGCAUUCAUCAUAAUUGUUUUUUCCGAUUGGACAAAACUUUGGAUGAUCAAUCACUGUCAUAUAUCUAAUGAUUCAUGUUUCAAUGGUUUACUUUGCCGCAAUCGUAAGAGAUGGUCAAGAUCCAUGCGUCAAUACAACCUAUUAAGUUCUUGCCUCAAAGACAUAUCAACCCCAUGUAUUGGCUUUCAGAAGUUUCAUUUCAUCAAAAAAGUGUUACAUAAAUACUGGUACUUGACGUGGGAAGAUAUAAAUGAUGAGUUGCAAAAUAUGAUCUUUGAGCAACUCCUCAAGAAGAGAAGUGAACUAGAAGCUGAGGGGUUUGAUGUCAAGCUUUGCAAAAAGAUUUUGGCUCGAAGAGGUGAUAAUUGUCUUGAAAAACUUCGUUGGAGCACAAUUGAUGUAGAUUUUGACCACAGCCUUCUUCUUUGGCACAUUGCUACUGAUAUUUGUUAUCAUGUUGAUUUAGAUCAUGAAGAGGCUAAUAAACUUCCUCAAGCACGUAAAAUUAGUAAAUAUUUGUCAGAUUAUAUGUUAUACCUUUUAGUUGUAUGUCCAGAUAUGUUGCCUAGAGGAAUUAGGGAUAUAAGCUAUAAAUUAAGGUAUAAAGAGACCUAUGCAACGACCAUGGAAUUUUUCGAAAAACAGGGGCUUGGUAAAUCCACUAGUAGAAGGUUUGCUCGCCAAAAAUUGUUUCUAAAAGGUAUUUACAAAGAUAAACCUCAGUCGAUGCUUUGUGAUGGAUGGAGGCUUGCCAAGCAACUGCAAUCACUAGAAACUACUGAUAAUAUGAGUAAGGAAAUAAAAUGGCAAAUGAUAAGGGAUGUUUGGAUGGAGAUAUUGUUAUAUGCUGCGAGUCGUUGUGGAUGGAAAGAACAUGGACAACGUCUUAUGGAAGGGGGAGAGUUUCUCACUCAUUUAAGCCUUCUGAUGGUUCAUCUUGGCUUAAGUGAACAAUAUACAUAA